Larimichthys crocea (large yellow croaker) is the source of this 4043-nucleotide messenger RNA. It is a transcript of the gene rab42a, whose product is annotated as RAB42, member RAS oncogene family a. Gene Ontology annotation, biological process: Rab protein signal transduction. Gene Ontology annotation, molecular function: GTP binding; GTPase activity. The transcript is spliced from 2 exons. NCBI's taxonomy places the organism in Eukaryota, Metazoa, Chordata, Actinopteri, Sciaenidae. The coding region runs from base 250 to 906 and encodes 218 amino acids. The record is from RefSeq and is a predicted model, not a curated record.
AUCUCUGACUCCCUCGUAUAACAAUUGUCUCAUUCACGGCUGCAGCCGUGUAGUAGAGCAUAGGUAAAUCUAUCACAUGAUUGCUUUUCCUGAGCAGAAGGCAAGGCAGCAGCAGCAGGAGCGAGAAGAAGAGGAGGAGGAGGAGGCAGGAGGCAGGAGCCGGGGCUGCAUGUAAACACGCCGCGCACAGGGCUUUGUUUCACGCACACAUAUACUCUGCUGGUAUCCCCCAUCUUUCUUAGUCAUGCCAUGGAUAUUUUGUGGCAAUACCAGUUCAGGAUCAUUUUACUCGGGGAUUCGACGGUGGGGAAGUCGUCGCUGCUGAAGCGCUUCACGGACGGGAUUUACAGCGAUGUAGCGGAUCCGACGGUCGGUGUAGAUUUUUAUGCCCGCUCGCUUGAUAUCGAGCCCGGGGUGAAAAUAAAGCUCCAGCUCUGGGACACGGCUGGUCAGGAACGAUUCAGGUCCAUCACAACUUCAUACUACCGUAACUCCGUUGGCGGGCUACUAGUCUUUGAUCUCACCAAUCGCAAGACCUUUGACCAUGUGAGGGAGUGGCACAAGGAGGUGAGUGAGCACAUCCUGCCUCACCACAUGGUCUACAUCCUCAUUGGCCACAAGAGCGACCUCAACAAAGACCGCAAGGUGAGCCGCGAUGAGGCGGAGCAAUUGGCGGCAGACCUGGGCAUCCGCUACGUGGAGACGUCAGCCAAGUGCAACAGCAACGUCGACCGGGCUUUCGAGCUGCUGACCAAGGACAUCUACGAGCUGAUGAAGAUGGGGGAGAUCGUCACCCGUGACGGCUGGGACGGGGUGAAAAGCGGCCUCACCGCCAAGGUCCUCUACCCGGCAGAGGACGAAGAGGAACUAGCCACCGCAACCGCUGAGAAGGGAUGCCACUGCUGACUGAGAACUGUCCAAACACUCGUCUUGUCACACCAAGAGCUCACCUUGUCUCACAGCUGUCCAUCGAAACCAAGUCACUCAGGCUUAACACUCUUGUCGUAUCACCUUCCAUCACUUCCUCACCUUGUGCUUUGUGCCCUAUCUGUGUGUCGGUUCCUCUGACAACUGGGAUUCUUUUCUAACAGCCACUGUAUAUCCCAAUGUGUACCUUGUAGGCAAGUUGUAUCUCUAAAUUCAUGUGGUGUAGCAUGAGCCAACCUGUUUCGAGCCUCAAUGGGGUUCGGAAAACACAGAAAGCGUGCAGUGGUGAUCAGGUCUUACGGUUUGGAGUGUAGCCAGUCCUCCUUCUUCAUAGCCAUGGAGUUAAUGGACUACUGAAUAUAUUAAAGGUGCAGAUAAAUCCAUGGACUAUGACUUCCUGUAAUCUGGCAUCUAUUGUCGGUUCCUACCUGUCAAGGUUUGUGCAAUGCUUUGCCUGCAAUCUCUUGUGACUGUAAUAUUGUAAAUAAUAGUGAAAUCUAUAGAGCUGAAAGCUAAACAAGUCACUGAAAGCUAUUUAACUGAUAGUGUGAAGACAGAUACAGUGCACACUACAAUAAGUGUCAUCAUAUUAAAUCAAUGUGCUCCUCUUGCUACUGUAAGCUGUAUGUGCACUUACGCCAAACUGACUUUGAUCAUCCUGUGAAUAGAUGAGUAAUGUUUUGUAAAAAAAAAACAAGAGAGAAAAAAAAAUAGAUUAUUUCUAGUUUUAGGUGUAUACAUAAAGAUAGGCCACUGUAAUUAGAGAAGGUGGUCUCAUUUAGGUAUUUGUAUCAUAGCAUCAACAGGAGCAAGAAAACAAGUGUGUCACCUCUCAGCCAUCAGACAUUUAUUGACUUUGUUUAACGAGAACAAAAGGGAGUUUGAAUUUCACUUGCAGCUGUUUGCAAAGACUGCAACAGCUGUUUCUCUGAUUCAAAACUCAAUUCACUCAAAUAAUAUUCCAUUCAGGUCUGAGUGGAUGAUGGAUGCCAACUCAUUACAUGCAAUAGUGUGGAUGUAUGUGCUGCUUGUGUUUAUAGACUUAAUGCUGUGUUCCAGAGGUGUCAGUAGGAGAUUUAGGAGAGUCUGGCGAAAAGUAGAAAAGUGGAAACUGAUUUGUCAAGGCUGAGGAUGCUAUAUUAACGGCUGCAUACACUGCAAAAGCUAAUUAUGAAACCACAGCACGCUGGAUUAAGUUUUUAGCCAAGGGCCUUGCAGCAUGUAUUUGCUGCUAUGACUCAUAUUUCCAAUGAAUUUACAAAAUGCAGGACCUUAAAUAUAGUUCAACAUUUUGCAAUUUGUCUUCUUUCCGAGAUCAUUUCUGCGUGUUAAAGUAUGGAGCUGGAUGAAGGAAGCAAGUAGCCUAUCUUAGCAUUAAGAGUGAGGGCAGGAGUAAUCAGUGAGCCAAAAAUACAAAACUACAUCUACCAAGCAGCACCUCUGAAGGUUAGAAAAUAACACAUUGCACCUUGUGUUGUUUAAUUCAUAUAUAAUGACAAAUGUAAAAUAAAUGGAUGGUUUUGGAAGAAGCUGCAUGCUGUCACUAUUUCUUGAUGAAAACGAGCCAGCCUCAGUGUUGGUGUCUUGGUGUCUUGUGUUGUAAAAUUGUGCUGGUAAAGACACUAAAACCUCACUGACAAUCUGCUGUCCCGCAAUUGCUGAAAACAAAAGUAUUCAUCAAGAAAUAGUUACAACAUGAAACUAAACCUAAAAUUUAAAUUUCAACAUUCCUCUUUGGGUACAAAUUAAACAAAUGUGAUACAUUGUGUUACUUUAUAAUAUUAAGAGGUAUUUGUAGGUGUGUUUUUCAGCUUUCCAAAGACCUACGUUAGCUGUUUUCCACCACUUCCAGUCUUCAUGCCAAGCUACGCUGGUCGCCUUCUGGCUCCAGUUCCACACUUAAUCCUCAGACAUGAAACAGGAAUUAAUCUGACGUCUGAGCAAUGUGAAAGCAAUGUGUAUUUCCCAAAAUGUUGAACUAUGUCCUUAAAUCUAUCAAAAAUGCCUGAAUGGAUUGCCUACAUCCAUUGACUUUCUAGCUGCACUGAAAGUUGCUGAAAUUCUAAUUACUAAGUAGCUUUGACAUAACUGAUUAGGAUUCACCCACGUGACACUACUAACGCCAGCUGUAAUGGAACCUAUCAAGGUCAGCUUCCUGUUCUGAGGUGAAUUCAUGAUGAAUGCAUGUCUGCACGUACAACUUUCAUACACAAACAGUAACAAUAACUACCUUUGACUCAGAGGAUCACACAUACUUACACCAAAUCUCCAGAGGCUUUGGAGUGCAUACGCUAUUAAUCUGUUGUUUACAGGCCUAGAGUGUACAAUAGACGACAGUACUACUCUUUGUCUGGAAACUCACCUCACCUCCCACCACUCAUUCACCUUUCACCAGCAUCUCACCAAAAAAAAAAAACAACCUGUUCACACACACUGUAAACAGCAAGAGAUUAUGCAUUCUAUAGUUUUUACUCUGCAUUCAUGUGACCAAACUGACAGAUUUGUUUGAGUUGAUAAUGGCUGUAUGGGUGAUCCAGUAGAUAUACUGCACGGUAUGUAGUUGAAGUUUGGUAUUUGGUAAGGAAUGUAUUCUAAUGCAUUUGCAUCAACCCUUUAUUGUUACUUUUCAAACUGUACAGUGUUUUUUUUUUUGUUGGUCUGACAAUCAGAUGUUAACAUAUUGUGUUCACAGCGGUACUAUACUUUAAAAUCUAACUAAAUGUCCUUCCAACAUCCAAAAUCACAACUUGACAGAAAGUCUGACUUAAGACUACAACAACCUUUCUCAUGUUUCUUCCUCAUCUAAACAGGGUUCAACUGUAUGAUAUUCUUUGGAUUUGUAUGUCAAUGCUGUGCCGUUUAGCAAACUGUUCUCCACUGAGCAUGAAUCCCAUUCCUGAGCACUCUACAUCAGAAGGGUCCGUUGUACUGCGUGGUGUGAAGAUGGCAGCCUCAGAGCUUCGGAAAAUAUUGGUUAAAUUUAAAGGACAAGACUGGAAAGAUGCCAAGAAGAAAUGGCUUUUUUGAAAGACUGACUCUGUGGGAAGAAAUAAGCUUAUCAACCAUUACUAGACGCCUCCAUAUCAACCAAUGUCAAAUAGUUAGAAAAUGAAAAA